AUGUCCAUAUGUGAGUUAUCUGAGGAAAAGAAAAUAAGAAUCAUCUGCGAACUGCUACGUCAGGCCCCUCCUAAUGAAUUCAAUCAUAUCUUUGAAGAUCUCCGCAUUUUGGUUAUGGACGAUCAGCUGAUGAGGAAUAAAGCUGCUCAAGAGUGUGCCUAUCACAACAAGAUGAACAUUACAGCUGUGAAAUUACAAGGUGGAAAUUCUCUAGUGACUCGCUACAAUGAUCUCAGAGGGAAUCGCUUCUUUGAUCCACAAAGCACAUUUUCGUUCAGAUUUGAUCACCUGAGUGGAAGAAUUGAUAAAUAUUUGCUUCAAGGCACUAUAGCAGAUGAUGCAGAAUUAUGGAGAUCAACGCUUAAUGUUGCUUUAAAGUCAUACGUGAAGAACCACUUCCCUUCAGGAACUUGCUGCGUUUUCAGAAAAACACUCAAGACCAGCCCUUUUUUUGUGGUCUGCAUUGAAAGUCAUCAAUAUCAGCGUUUAGGAUUCUUUAAUGCCCUUUGGACUUCAGAGUGGACAUUUGCCUUCACCCCACCUACGACAGAGGUCACCGGGAACUAUCAUCUGCAGAUACACUGUUUCAAAACAGCUAACUGGCACUUGACAGUCAACAAAACGGUGGAGAGGUCUGUGUCCUUAAUUAACCGUGUCCAGCUCGCUAUGGAGUUUACACAAUUAAUUGAAGUGGAGGACAAUGAAUUUCAGAAGGCUUUGGAAGAAAACCUCCAAGAAUUGUCAGUUGAUCUAUGGAGAACACUACGGAGGAGGAUUCCUGUCACUCGCACUGUCAUUCACUGGGAUAAACUGCUGAAUAGACGGACCACAAAGGAGAAAGCAGCUGGAAGCAUUAUAUCUUUACACAGGCUGAAGGGCCUUGCAUGA
Molecule: messenger RNA, 888 nt
Organism: Eublepharis macularius
Lineage: Eukaryota; Metazoa; Chordata; Lepidosauria; Squamata; Eublepharidae
Gene: CAPZA3
Product: capping actin protein of muscle Z-line subunit alpha 3
Exons: 1
Coding region: 1-888 (295 amino acids)
Biological process (GO): barbed-end actin filament capping; actin cytoskeleton organization
Cellular component (GO): F-actin capping protein complex; actin cortical patch
Molecular function (GO): actin filament binding
Source: RefSeq, a predicted model, not a curated record